GCUUUCAUAUUUCGAAGGCUUCGCUCCAAAACCCUGGACGCCAGUAGAGCUUCUUCAUAUUGCUUCUCUGGUCCGCAGGCAUACGUCUUCCCCUCGUCUUUCUUCGGGACUCGGGGUAGAUUCCGCUGUGGGCGUCUCAAGGCGUGGCCGUGUGGAUCGUUAACCAGAAUGUAUUUCUAGGGGAUAGUAGUUUCGAGUCUUGUGAUCAUUUAGGGAUCAGGUAAUGUAUGGCGUUGAUGCGAUAACGAAGCACUGGGAUCAGUAGGGUUUUGCGCUUACCUUUUCGUUCAUUACAUUCAAGAUUUAAGAUAUCAUUCUUUCUCAAGGCUGCAAAUGGAACUCCUGAAGAUAUUUUGAUAUGCAUAUUAGAGCAAGAAAUAGGAUCAUGUUAAAUUUAUCUGUUCGCUGUCAAGGUUUAUUGCUGAUUUUUUAUAUGUUGGAACAUUCUGCCCUUGAGAAACUACAUAGUCGGCGAUGACUGAGCUAAUGGCUGAGGUUGGUUCGGAGCAAGAAACGACAGAGCUCUCUGAAAAUAAUGAGACUGAAGUAGAGGUUGAAGGUAGGGACUUAUUAAUGAAGGAGAAUGAUACAGAUAAGCAGAGCUCUCAGCUGUCUGUGAAGGCUGGUAACUCUGAAUCCGUCGAGACCUCUGCAGAAAACAAUUUGGCUGAGAUAUCUGAUAAGACUGAUGAUACACUGACCGAGAAGCAAGUUUAUGGCGCACUCUUGGAGAAGAAAACUGAUGAGACACUCUUGAACAAACAAACUGAUGGUCUGGUCACUGUGACAAUGGCUCAAAUUGACACUGGUUCUGAUCAAAUAGGUGGUUUAGGUUCUCCAUCUACACUGCUAGAAAAUAAGACAGCAUCUGUAAUGACACAUGUGAAGGAACCUCAUGCAGAAGAUAAUCACACCAAAACCUACUUGAAUGAUGAAAAUACUGGAGGAGAUUGUUCGACCCAGUCAUCUACCUUUAACCCCUACUUUGAUGGCAAUCUUUCUGGAUCUGAGGAAGAACAAGCUUCUUUCUUGAAGGAGCUGGUGAGUUUCUAUAAGAAAAGGAGGAUGGUGUUCAGACCACCUAAAUUCUAUGGACAAACACUGAAUUGUCUCAAGUUGUGGAGAAUAGUAAGUAGAUUGGGCGGUUAUGAACUGGUGACACAAUGUAGGCUCUGGCCUGAGGUUGGACUGACUUUCAAGCCUCCCAAGACUUUUACAACAGUGUCUUGGUCUUUCCGAACUUUCUAUGAGAAGGUGCUCCUUGAGUAUGAGAAGCAUAAGUCCCGAACUGGUCAACGUAAAAAUCCCUUUAUACAUCUUCCAUCAUUUAUGAGGUUUGAAAAUCAGGAUGGGAAUUCAUCUAUUCUGAGGGAGGAUGAACAAGGUAAAAGCAUUGGCCCGUUUAAGAGGAGAAAACCUUACCAAGAGCAUGCAGCAAAAGUUGUGAAAACACUUGUUAAUCCACGAAAGACUGUAGAGGUUGCUGACUUUGGUGCCCCUGCUGACUGGGUUAAGAUUAAUGUGUUGCAAUCUAAUGAGUGCUAUGACGUGUAUGUUCUGGUCCCAGGACUAAUGAUUGGAGAGGUACAUAUUGAGUCGGAUCGUACAGGUUUUUUGAUCAUUUCUGGUCAGCCUGAGCAGCACGAUAAUCCUUGGGGUAUCACCCCCUUUAAGAAGGUCAUAAACUUCCCUUUACCGAUUGAUCCGCAUCAUACUACUGCCGUGGCUUUCUUACAUGGCCUGCUAUUUGUUCGUGUACCGAUUCAACGAAGAGUUGGAUGGCACUGCGGAGUUUAGGGUUUAUAAAGAGAUGAGAAUUUGGGGGGACUCAUAACAAUCGAUCACUUACUACAGUACAUGCAUUACUGCCUUCAACUCAAUCGCUGAAAUUUGAUUCUUGGGCCGAGUUGAAGACGGAAUGAUGUUGAUUUCUCGACUGCGUAGCUGUUAAGAGAGUCGAUCUUCUUCAGGUUUUGGCUGCUUGUUAUUUGGUCCUCGAAACAGUUUAUUGCUCUCAUAUUCUGCAUGACAUUUAUCCAGUAUCUCAAGUACUCUAUCUAAUUCAUGAAAUAAUCGAGUGCUGAUGUAUGAGUUUUGAA
Molecule: messenger RNA, 2099 nt
Organism: Musa acuminata subsp. malaccensis (wild Malaysian banana)
Lineage: Eukaryota; Viridiplantae; Streptophyta; Magnoliopsida; Zingiberales; Musaceae
Source: RefSeq, a predicted model, not a curated record